CGUUAUUUUCCUAUUUUCCCUCGAACACUGCUCUUUGUCCUGCAACUUCUCCUUUUUAACGCAACACAGACUGCGUAGCUGCAACCUUCUUCCUCGAGUUGGAGCAAAUCGCUUACGCUCAGCUACGCCCCGGAGAACGCAGUUGGUUCUUCUUCGUUUCACAGGGAUUCCGCUUCUUUCUGCUCUCAAGUUUUGCCGAACACUAAGGCCUUUGUUCCAUAGAUAGACGUUAUCCAAACCCAAGUUCCGUUCAACAACACAGCUCCUGCUGCGAUGGUUCAAGUAAAAUUGGGGAUUUCCUUCUCGUGAGUUUUGCAAUUCCCAAGCCGAAUUGAUCUGAUAUAAAUGGCAGUCCCCUUUCUUGCCAAUUGAAUUGCUAGUAUCGAUAUCAACGCUGUCGUUGCAAGCCAGAAGAAAUAUUUCCAGCGAAGACAGUGUCGGAUAAUCGAUAAUCCCGAGCCAAUGUCGACCCGCCAAAUCGGGCAGCCGAGUGUGGCUGGUGACUCGUCCACAUCCAGUAAGUUUUUCCGGGCGAGUAUGUGCCCCGACGCCACGCUUUCUGUGGCGCAGCGAGCCGCCGCCAUCGAGCAACUUAUCAACCGCAGUGAGAGCAAAGAGACGACGAUCCGGGCUAAAAGGGACCGUGAGAAGCUGCGGGAUGCGGUGGCUCGGAAUGAAACUUCUUUGACGAGUAACGCCGAUGCUGAGGUGGAGGAUAUAUUAUUGCCCAAUGCCUCGUCGAUUGAUCCUAAAACUCCGCCGCCGCCGCCGCCGCAGUCGUUGACCCCUGAUACUGGGCCUAACCAACCUGCUAUUCUUACAUCCGUUGUUGCUAUAACUAACCAAGCCGCAACCUCCUCCACUACAUUGCCAGUUCACACUCCAUACUCCUCUCUACCGAGAUCUACGCUGUCACGAUUUGCUACCAUUUCGACUGCGAAACGUCGACCGAGUCCACCCUGUGAACCACCCCCCACAACUGAGGCCUCGGGCUCCAGCUUUGUUUCCUCCGUCCUUGCAUUCGCAAAUGCGCCAUUCCUUACAGACACCAAACCUAUAACCAAUUCAAAGCCAUAUACACCUGCCUUAUUACCUCCAAAUCUUGAACCUGUUUCCUCUGCGGUGCUUAGUGCACCGGACAAACCCCCAACUCUCGGUCCAACGCAACACCUGCCCAAUAAUCCCAACAUGGCGCCUCAGAAAGCGAAAGCAAUCGCAGAUGACAGUAAUAUGGACAGCGGGGUUGCUAUGCCCCGCCUAGAGGAUUUACUACGCCAUCCGGAAGAUCUAGAUAAAAUUCCGGCAUUGAAGGCUGAAUAUUCACUUAAAAAGGCGGCUGUGGAUGCACAGCUUCGGGAAGGAUUAAGGGAUCAACUUGAAACCGUGCAACGAAGCAUAAGCCAGCUGACCGAGGGCCAACGGCAUGUUUUGAAAACCAGGGACGAACUACAGGGCAUAGAUAAAUUAUGUGCGGAGUCUCAAGGUACCGUUGGGGAUUUCUCGCAAAUCGACAAGUUGGCAAGGAUACAGCGGAAUUUUGAAGCGACGAUAAUGAUGAAGAAGGGCCUGGAGAGCUUCCAUAACGAUCUCUCCGAAGUCGAACGUCUAUUAAGAGAAGAUGACCAAGACCUUGAAAAUCAGCCGAAUUUGCUCCGUGCUCAUAUGGCUAUCACCAGGUUGAGGGAUUUCAGAGAUGAAGCUAUGGAUCAGAUACGAAAAGCGGGGGAUAGGAGCAACGAAACGACUUUAAUUGAAUGGUUUCAGGGCCUUGAUUCUGUGAUAGAAUGGUUCGAUGACCACAUUGGAACUGCCAUUAUGAACCUCAUCCCACUGGUACAGACGGAGAACCGGAGUAUGGUAGUCCGGCUGGCCCUGGUUGUUAUGACCGAGGAGAAAAACGACGCCAAGGUUCGUGCUUUGCAGGAAGCUCAAAAGGACCACAAGGCUCUAGCUAGCCGGUUCAAGUCAAUGAAUAUUGGUCCCAAGACCGUCAGGGGCUAUAAAGAGAACUUCCUCAAGAGUAUCGAACUUUAUGCGCAGAAUCAGUUUGAGAAGUCCAAGGAGACUUUCCUAGAUGAUCCAGAGAAGCUAGAGAAGAGCUUUAAGUGGUUUUUUAAUGAUUUAUUUACCGUGAAGGAGGGCAUGCAGUCUCUUAUGCCGAAGAAGUGGAAGAUAUACAAAGUCUACACAAAUAUCUAUCACCGCAUGAUGCAUGAUUGGCUCCUCAAGUUCGUUGAUGAUCCUGAACUCCCCACGGCGAAUAUGCUCGCCAUCAUACACUGGUCUGAGAAGUACUAUAAGAAAAUGGCAAAGCUCGGUUGGAAACAAUCGGACCUUGUUCCCAACGUCCUUGAUGACCGUGAGGGCGAACUUGUCCGAGAUUGGCGGAACCUCAUCAUCAAAACUUUGGACGAAUGGAUGGAUCGAAUGUUUGUGACUGACAAGAAAUCCUUCCUUGAGCGAGAUACCGCCGCGUUGGAUACCAAUCCAGACGGAUACUUCCGUACCAAGACCCUCGGAGAUAUGUGGCGCAUGAUUCACGAGCAACUUAUGGCUGCGAGCUAUUCUGAUCGAACAGAUGUGACGGAGGGAGUAAUAGAUGCCAUGUUCCGCGCUCUGAAAACUCGGCAAACAACCUGGCAAACCGUCCUUGACGAAGAAUGCGCACGGUACAAAAAUCCCAGUACAGACCAGUCCGAAGGUCUACAGCAACUUCAAGACUGGCUCAUCGCAGUUGCCAACGACCAAAUUGCCUGCAUCGACGACAAUGACGAAGCCUCGGGUCAACUGGGCUAUCUAACACGCUUCGGUCGCGACUUCGAACCGCUCGUCACACCAAAGUACCUCACAUCCCGCGCGGCCAUGGAGCUCGACAGCCUGCGCGAUGGCUAUGUCGACCUCAGCACUCAUUGCAUAACGCUCUUCAUCGAGCUCAUAUUCACCGUCGACUUCCGCACCACGCUACCCGACUUCUUCACGCAGAAAUGGUACGGCGAGUUUGCUAUCAAGCGCAUGACCUCUACUUUUGAAGACUACAUGUCCGACUAUAGCACCGUGCUGCACCCGAGUCUCACGGAUAUUCUCAUUGAGGAACUCUCCGAUGAGCUGCUGGUGCGCUACCUGUCAGCCAUCCGCAACAAGGGAGCCAAGUUCCGCCGCCAAGACCCCUUCACGGAUAAGUUUAAAGACGACAUCUUGACCGUCUUUGCGUUCUUCCAGAAAUUCCCGGAUGCGUUUGCUGCUACAAUUAAGGAUCGGUGGCGGGUAGUCGAUUGGCUUGUUAGGCUCCUGGAGGCGGAGAAGGCGGCAGGCGUUGUCGCGGUCUAUGAGACUUUUAAGACUGAAUAUUGGGACUUGCAGCUGUCGUGGGUUGAAGCGGUGUUAAGAAGUCGAGAUGAUUUUGAGAGGUCUAUGGUCAGUGCUGUGAAGGCUAAGGCUGCGGAAUUAUUUGUGGAGCGCGGGGUGGAAACGAUUAUGGGCAAAGUACGAUGAUCUUUUUUUGUGUCCACUGCUGGGAAAGACUGCCCAUUUUUAUUGCUUUUAUCAUUUAUCAUUUUUAUUCUUUUUACUUCUUGUUAUCCUUUCAAAGGGGCAAAAUGGUGGCCCUAUUCCGUUGCACGGUGUAUAAAUUCCGUGGAAUCUUUUUUCCCUUCUUUUCUUUCGCAUUUUGUGUCUUCUAAAGCUAUCUUACGGUAUACCAACGGAUUGGAAUAGGCGCUCUAGGUUGCUUUUUAUUGACAAUGUUUUGUAGCCAUUUAUAAACAAUUGAUUCAUACAUAUAUAUUCUGGCUGAUACUCAGGUAUUCCAACUCAGCCCUGCUCCUCUACAUAUACGGACAUCUAACUUUUUCACAAAGCCUUUGGAAUAUUCCCACCACAUAUCAUCCCGUAGAACCAGAACCACACCGGCUAAGCUAAACUAACACCCCCAUCCUCCGAUCGGCACGCGUCUCCAUUAUCUCCGUCGCCAUCUCCAUCUCCAUCUCCCCUCAUCUGCGGCGCAAAUACCAAACUUCUCUCCCCGACACUGACAUAGGCCUCCCCCAACAAUGGCCCACCAUUCGCACCAUCAUCAGGCACCGGCUUCGCGCCCAUCUCGCAGAUACAAACACGAUCAAUGGGAAUAUCCUUCGCCCAGACAAAAGGCGCUUUUCUCUCUUUCUGCACCUUCGGGGGUACAUAAUCGCCAAAUUUCACCAGAAGCGGCCGUGCGUCGAACUUGAGCGUUUCCUUGCGUUUCGCACCUCGCUGCUUGCGCCGGGGUAGAUAGACCGUAUUUGCAAUCGUGGCGUGCAGAAGGAGCGGACGUGGUUUUACCCGUUUUCCAUCCGACGAUGCUGCUGUUGCUUCUCCUUGAAUUGGCAACGAGGCUGCGCCGACAUUACCGCUAUUAUCAUUAUUGCCCCCAUGGUCUCCCGUGGAACCCUGAGAAUCCGAUCCGCCACCCGCAUUGUCCUUACCGGUGAGCUCACUGGCUUUGUUCUUGGAUCUAGGAGAGCGCUUGAUCGUCUCCUGCUGUAUAAAACCCGCCUCAAUAAACUUAUUCCGCAAACUGACGCAUAAUGGGUACAGACGAGACGUGCUGUCAACGGGCUUGGCGUGAAGAAUGGUGGCAGCUUUGGCCUUGGGAAGGGCAUGUAGAGAUAUUAGAUUAAUAAAAAGCGGUUGCGGUGCUGAACCAACAGCAGGAGUAUUAUUCGAUAUACUGUCCUCUCUCGUUGCUGCAGCCCUCGCCUGGAUCUCUGCUUCUCGCAACAUCGACUCAAGGUCCAAGGACUGAAGAAACGCCAGCGCUUCCUCUAGACGCUCCUUAGUAGGCAGACUCAUGACCCCAAGAGUCAGAUGCAGAGUGCCCAGCGGUCUCAGUGCUCCAUCAGGGAAAAGGGGUGUGUCAGGGAGCUGUGCCGAAGCUGCUACUCGGGCGGAGACAGGUGGGGGUACGAGUGGGAUGGAAUCUCGAAAUUCUGAUAGGGAGGAUACUAGCUGUGGAAUAGAGGUUGAGUUUACCAAGGGCAGGCAGAGGAAAUGGGUUAGCCGUGGCUUGCUGCCACCGCGCUUGCCAGCGGUGUUUUGGUUCUGCUGUGAUGGCCUGGCCCCGCACUGCGUGUUCGUGUUUGUGGAGGUCAUUGUUAUGCUGUGGGAAUGGAAGACGAAACAGCGGCUGGCGGGACUGGAGGGAGUGUGCAAGGUAUUCUUAAAGUUGGCAGAUAAGUAGAGUCUGCUCAUAUGCAUAGAUCGGGCGAACGAGUCUAUACAUGAAGGCGCAGUGUAAAGGCAAGCUCUGGAUGUCCACGAAUGGGGUGUUUAAGUUCUAUCGGGCGGCUUCCAAGGAUAAUAUUCAGAAGAAAUAGCAACGCAAAAGAGGCAGGGAGCACGUUCAAGCAGAUAUACAUAUGUACAUAUAUAUAUAUUCCUCGCGAGUUUAUAUGGAACUUGUCCUGGUUUAAGAUCUCAACUCAGUGCUCAUGUAACGGGUGGGAACUAUUGUACCAGGAAUGCCAUAAGAAUGAGGAAUUGAAGAUUUGGCUAUUUA
Molecule: messenger RNA, 5533 nt
Organism: Blastomyces gilchristii SLH14081
Lineage: Eukaryota; Fungi; Ascomycota; Eurotiomycetes; Onygenales; Ajellomycetaceae
Product: exocyst complex component Sec6
Exons: 3
Coding region: 463-3492 (1009 amino acids)
Biological process (GO): exocyst localization; exocytosis
Cellular component (GO): exocyst
Molecular function (GO): SNARE binding
Source: RefSeq, a predicted model, not a curated record